Cyprinus carpio (common carp) is the source of this 471-nucleotide messenger RNA. RefSeq names its product nicolin-1-like. Lineage: Eukaryota; Metazoa; Chordata; Actinopteri; Cypriniformes; Cyprinidae. The record is from RefSeq and is a predicted model, not a curated record. The transcript is spliced from 5 exons. The coding region runs from base 1 to 471 and encodes 156 amino acids. Gene Ontology annotation, cellular component: nucleoplasm.
AUGAGUGCUAAAGCAGUGAGCUGCACAAUAAAAUCACCUGUGGCGCUGCAGAUUGGAGACGCUGUAUCUGAUCUUGCCCUGAUUCAAGAAAUCUCGAUCAAGAACUACUACACAGUGUAUCUGACGGUCUGUUUGCAGCGGAGAGAGGACGGUUCUGCUAAGUGGGUCACUUGUUUGAGGAACUACUGCCUCAUGAGCAACCCUAACGCUGAGGCCGGAUCACAUGACUUUGAUGUGUUGUUUUUGUCUGUCCAGGACUCGGAGCGAGGUGUUCCUGUCUGGUUGUCCCCUCUCACACCUGUAGAGGAACCUCUUGAUUUGAAUGGACUUCCUGAUCCAGAGACGGUUUCCUCCAGCAUUCAGCAGAUGUGGGCACUCACUGAGAUAAUUCAAGCAAGCCAAACCGCAGCUUCCAUUGGACGUUUCGACGUGGAAGGUUCUUAUGACGUCAAAUUACUGUCGCAUCCAUGA